UGAACCAGAGAAAUUCUAUAGUCAAUUUGUUCUCAGGCUUCAUGCCUGAUAAAUGGAAGCAGAAGAUCGAGGAGGAUGCAAAGAGGAAGGUCAGGCUUUAUAACCUCAUAAUGCUCAUUUUCUCCCUUUUCGGAACGGCUAUCUGAAUCAUUCUGCUAGAAACCAACGAUCAGUGUGAUAGCAUACCAAGCUAUAUCUGCAAAUCAAUUGUUUCAGUUACCACUUUCUGAGCAAUCAUCUUCAAUUACCUUGAAGCUAGACAUCACAGAAUCCUGAAGGAUGCAGAGAACAACUUCGUUAGAGGUUCAGAUUAUUAUAAUAAAUCAAGAAAGCGCAACUUCUCACUUGUAUUCACCUCCUUCAUACUCCUGAUCCAUCCGUUCCCUGGAGUUUGAAUGGAGAUUGAGAUAGAGGAGGAUGUUGCAAAGAUCCAAUACCGAUUGGACCAACUCUUAAUGCUCCUCACACUUCUGAGACUUGGGUAUAUUUUCAGAACAGUGAUUCUUUACUCUAAGUGGGACAAAGCUAAAGGAAAGCAAGAGCUGGAAGAGAAGAAUAUUACUAAAAGUUACUAUUUUAUUUAUAAGGAAAUGAUUGAGAAGAACCCUUUCAAAGCUCAAAUGGUUAUUCUUCUGAUAUCUUCAGCAGUUUGCAUGAUUUUCUUACGAUUUGCAGAGAAGCCAUAUGAAGAACAUUCAGGAUUUGACUGGAGCUUGUGGAACACAUUCUAUUGAGUAAUAAUCACAAUGACAACAGUGGGCUACGGAGAUUUCUACCCUUCAACCUUUUGGGGAAGAGUUAUAGGAAGCAUUAUCUGAGUGAGCGGGCCUCUUAUACUCACUCUUUUUGCCACUACCUUUCUCGACUUGAUGAAAAUGACUCCUCAACAGGAAAAAGCUUAUAAUCAGACAAAGAGAGAACUCAUACUGAGAAACAGCAAGAAAUCAGCAAAGUGGAAAGGCACAUAUGAGCAUGAAAGUGCUGAGGUCAUAAAAAGUUACUUAGAGGAAAGUAAGAGAGAGAGCCAUCAACUUAGUAGUCUAAGAGCUCAAAUAUGAGCUAAUAUAAACAUUAGCCGUGAACCAUCAGAGAAAGAAGAAGACUAUUUCAAAAUCCGAAGAGAGGAGCUUAGGGAUCUGGCUCAGCCAAAGGUAGAUGAAAUCUUAAAACAUCUCGCUUUAAUUGAGAGUUUUAAGCUAUCUGAAUAA
This is a messenger RNA of Moneuplotes crassus, 1208 nucleotides long. The record is from the annotation of a GenBank genome assembly. NCBI's taxonomy places the organism in Eukaryota, Ciliophora, Spirotrichea, Euplotida, Euplotidae.